AUGAAUAUGACUGCGGUCCCCAAUUUGAGUCUUUCUGCACAAGAGCUUGCUGAUAUGUUACCGACCGGGGUUGCAUUUCUCAAUCAAAAUGACGAGUCAAUCAUGGUGAACCGGCGUUUCCAGGAGCUCAUGACAUGCUGCAGUGCUAAAUCAUUCGACUGCUGGUCAAAGUCCAUCCACCCAGAAGAUUACGACCGCGUAGCCAAGGCCUAUUUUGAGACCUCACACUCUAAGCGUGCUUUGCGCAUCGAGUUCCGCACUCGCGGUCAAGUCUCUCUCUGGCGUGUUCUGAUGUUGGCUCCGUUAGAUGACAUUGAUUUGCAUCGGCUUAAUCUAAACGGUGGUGGCUUUAUUUGCACUAUCGCAGACAUUACCCAAGAAAAGACGGCAGAGCUGUUCCAAGUGGAAAUUGCACGAGAAGCGCAAGAGCGCAAAGAACAACAGGAACGUUUCAUUGAUAUGAUAAGUCAUGAAGUCCGAAAUCCUCUUUCUGCUAUCCUUCAUUGCACUGAGGAUAUACUUGAAGCCGUGAAGGACAAAGAAAGUAGUGGAGUACCUGUGGCAGACAUUGCACAAGCAGCAGACACAAUCAGUCUCUGCAUUGCACAUCAAAAGAAGAUUGUCGAUGAUGUCCUUACGUUCUCGAAGCUAGAUGCAUCAAUGUUGACCUUAUCACCGCGAAUAGAUCAACCAAAACGACACUUGGCACGGACAUUGUCUAUGUUUCGGCCACAGCUUCGCAAGAAAGACAUUCAUAUUGAAUACAAACUUGACACUUCUUACGCAGAUUGCGGGAUUGAAUGGGUGUUAGCAGAUCUCGAUCGGAUGGGCCAGGUUCUUGUCAACCUGGUUUCUAAUUCUAUCAAAUUCACUGCCAUAGCGAAUAGUAAGCGAGAGAUCAGAGUCUCAAUAGGCGCCUCCACGAAGCGGCCGCCAUCUUAUCCUCCUAAUGUUGUAUUUUUUGAAUCCGAUGAAAGUGCAUUACGCUUGGAUGCCACCACCACACCUGAGUGGGGAGACAGCCCAGUCGCGUAUUUGAUGGUUGCCGUGAAGGAUACCGGGAUUGGCAUCAGUGACCAAGCUCAAAAGCGGCUCUUUGAGCGCUUCAACCAAGCAACACCUAGAACUGAGAGCGUUUACGGUGGUUCAGGUCUUGGCCUCAAUGUGAGCAGAAAGCUCUGCCACCUUCACGGUGGAGAAAUCGGCGCAAGCUCAAUGGAAGGGGAAGGGAGCACAUUUGGAUUCUUCUUUAAGGUCAGACGGGACGUUGAGCCAUCUAGUCUCGAUCCGCCUAAUUACGACGAAUCCGAAAUUGAUCAGUUGUGUGGUGGGAUACAAGCGAUGAGCAACAGGGCCACCGGGGUCAAGAACCGGACAAAGUCUCCCGAAAUCCCCGAGGAUCCCAUUAUUACUCACAUUCCGGAAAUCUCCCCGGGGGCUGCAAGUGACGAUAAAUACAGACAUAGUUUGGAAUUGGCCCAACAGGUUAAGCCUGAUGAGCCUUCCGCGAGCGACCGCCAAAUUUUGCACCCUGAUCUAGAAAAACCCACGCCCAGUCUAGGAGCGUACGAACCGAUUGGCAUGAAAUCUGACACGAAAGGAAAUCGGCAUGUUCUCGUCGUAGAGGAUAAUAACAUUAAUCGACAGAUUGUUUCCCGGAAGCUGCAAUCCUUGGGAUAUCAUGUUUCAGAGGCGACGAACGGCCAGGAGGCCUUGGAUGCUGUCCAACGUGGUGAAUUUGACUGUAUUCUCAUGGAUCAAGAAAUGCCCGUUAUGGAUGGGAAGUCUGCGACUAUGGCAAUCCGCAAUCUUGGUAGAGACAGUACCCCUAUCCUUGGGGUCACUGCAAAUGUGAGGGCGACUCAACAAAUAGAGAUGCUGGACGCUGGUAUGGACGAUAUUAUCCAUAAGCCAUAUCGAACGAAUGACUUGUUUGAGAAGAUUAAUCAAAUGAUAAUACUCAGGUCGAAGAAAUGA
This is a messenger RNA of Penicillium angulare, 1977 nucleotides long. Its product is annotated as PAS domain-containing hybrid sensor histidine kinase/response regulator. The transcript has a single exon. The record is from RefSeq and is a predicted model, not a curated record. The coding region runs from base 1 to 1977 and encodes 658 amino acids. Lineage: Eukaryota; Fungi; Ascomycota; Eurotiomycetes; Eurotiales; Aspergillaceae. Gene Ontology annotation, biological process: phosphorelay signal transduction system; protein autophosphorylation. Gene Ontology annotation, molecular function: histidine phosphotransfer kinase activity; phosphorelay sensor kinase activity.